AUGGCUUCUUACGCUAUGGUUGCGAAUUUGAGUUCAUGGCUUACGAACAUGAUCAUAAGAAUCAUGGUCCUAAAGAAAUGGAAGAAAGUUGGUGUUAGGGAUGGCGAAGGCUUAGAUGUUAUUGUCGUCGAUGAAGCGGGAACCAAGAUACAAGCGUCUGUAACAAAGAAUGACUAUGUUGGAAUGUUUGAUUACGAGCUUCAGGAAGGAGAAUGGUAUAGCCUCUCCAAAUUCGGUGUUGUUAAUGCUCCGGUUGCAAACCGAUCAACAAAAAAUAAAUGGUGCAUCAUCAUGGAUUCUAACACUGAGAUCCAGAAAAUUGCAAGGAGGUCAUCGAGUCACGUAAUCAAACACUGUUGUUUCGACUUCGUGGUUUAUAGGAGUGUCGAUUUUUCAUUUCCUAUUGGAUGGAAUCAUGUUGUUGAUGGAGGUGGGAUAUUUCGAUUUGAGUUUGAUCCACAAUUUCCCGAGGCUCAGGAAUUGAAGCACAAGUUUUUGAUCACUUAUCAACAUACCAAAAUGUCAUCUAACUAUCGCUUCUAUGGGGCAAGGUGUAGCUGA
Messenger RNA from Microthlaspi erraticum, 561 nucleotides. NCBI's taxonomy places the organism in Eukaryota, Viridiplantae, Streptophyta, Magnoliopsida, Brassicales, Brassicaceae. The record is from the annotation of a GenBank genome assembly.